This is a messenger RNA of Leptosomus discolor (cuckoo roller), 918 nucleotides long. The record is from RefSeq and is a predicted model, not a curated record. Lineage: Eukaryota; Metazoa; Chordata; Aves; Leptosomiformes; Leptosomidae.
GCCAUGUGUCUGGCAGUUGCCCUCAUCCUGGCUGUGCUGGCCUCCCAGCAUGGGGUGAAGUGCAACCCCCAGAUAGAUGUGGCUACGGCUGAGCAGAUGCAGUGGCGUGAGAAGUAUCUGAAUCAGCAGAUGACUCGGCUGCUGCAGGCGAUUGAGGGGAGCAGGGUUGCACAGCAGGGCAUAAUUGACAUGUGCAAGGUGCUGAAGGAGCUGGUAGAUGACCUCCUUGGUGUCUGCCGAGUGCUUUGCAAGAAGACUUCCAUGCCACAGAUGCACCGGGCUGUUGGGAUUAACGGCAGCUAUGAAGGCUGGCUGGUCGAGAAGGACAGCAUUGUCUACCGCCUGCUUGUGUUCCUGCAGCCACCCCCUGGGCACUCAUUCAGCCUGGAGCUGGACACCAUGGGGCAGCUGCCAGCAAGGACCUCCAGCAUCUAUGUGGGACUGCAAUGCAUGUGCCUGAAGGAGCAGCUGCUGAGCAAUACGCUCUGCUUUCUCCACCACCGUGACGACAAGCUGCGGAGGGAUCGGAGCUCGUACGUCCUAUGUACCCUCUGCACAGGCUUCUACUUAGAUGUGGAGAAAAUCGCCUUCUGGGCCCAGCGGUUGGCAGAGGCCAGCUUCACCAGCAGCACACCGUGGCCAGAGAUCUGCGCUGCUGUUGAGAUGCAGCUUUUCAGGCUCAUGGCGUGGCACACCCAGCAGGACAAUUUCCACCUCAGAGUUCUGCAGCUCUGCGCCCGUAUCCUGUCAGGUCACAUGCCUGUGGCCCUGAGGACCUACUUGCAUGCUGGUGGGGCCCGGGUGACAACUUUGGACAGUGGGCCAGAGAACCAGCUCAUCCCAGAGACUGCCUGGGGAGCCUGUGCUGCAGAUCUGAGCAAACUAGGCAUGGAGACGACACCGCACAAGAGGAGCUGA